AUGCUGGCCAAUGCCGCUGAGUUCAGACUCGCUAGUAUGGGCUGCUGGAGCGCCGCUGUCACGACGGAGGUGUUGCUACCGGCUACCAGAUUGGCGUGGUACACGGUCGCGGUCGGCGCAUCCUCCGAACCACCAGUAGCCAGUAGUUGGGCCCCGAUCGGCGCUGACGGCCCCUGGAGCCCCAGUGACGAAGCCACUUUGACGGCUUCGAGCUUCUCCGGCGGACGCAAAACUGCUCUUCCUCGUUUGCCGCCUCCGCCGCCGCCGCCUCCGCCUCCGUUGCCGGUCGCACUCGGGGAACACGUUUUAGGCGGCGGUUCCGUCGUGACCGGUGGCAGGGUGCACCAAGGUCCGUACCUGUUACCAUACCGCAACUACCCGCUUCCGCGUAGCGCUUCGUCCCGGUGGGCACCUCCACCACCAUCGCCGCCGUCGCCACCGCCGCCGCCACCACCAUCGGCUAGAACGCAUCGCGCGGAGGCCCUGUUUGCACAGGCCGGGCCAUAA
Trachymyrmex septentrionalis is the source of this 507-nucleotide messenger RNA. RefSeq names its product formin-like protein 14. The record is from RefSeq and is a predicted model, not a curated record. Lineage: Eukaryota; Metazoa; Arthropoda; Insecta; Hymenoptera; Formicidae. Bases 1 to 507 code for a protein of 168 amino acids. The transcript is spliced from 2 exons.